AUGGAGGCAGAGGAGCGUCCUGCAAAGCUUCGGAAGCUCAACUCGAACGAUGACAUGGGCUCGCCUGAAGAGGCAGAUACUCCUCUGUUGUCAAAAUUCCAUGGCACGGUCACUGGCACCAUCGAUGCUCUCUCGUUGCAAAACAGUAAGCCAGAGGAGUGUGCUGCUAAUAAUGAAGAUCAUUCAGUGACACGAGAAGAAGAAGAAGAGGAAGAAGAAGACAUCCAAGACGAGUCGGGCGGCGUGGAGGUGGACCUAGAUACCCGACAUCACCCUGCUUGCAAGGUGCCGCCGCAGCAUCAGCAGCAAGACGGCGACGGUUCAAAGCCGCUUUCCAAGAACCAGCUGAAGAAACUGCGAAAGCGAGAAGAGUGGGAGGCAGCUCGAGAUUACCGCAAGGCAAAACGAAAACAGAAGACACAGGAGAGAAAGGCGAGGAAACGCGCAGCUCGAGAAGAGGAGGAACAGCACCGUCUCCAGCUACUACAGCAACAACCCUCCCUUGCCGAAGGAGGAAAUGGAGACGUGCAAAGGACAAAGACGGAUACACCACACCUGCCCUCCAAGAUCAAAUUCCGUCGUCCGGUCCAGGUCCCCAUGACCAUCAUCAUAGACUGCAGCUUCGACGACCUCAUGAUGGAAAAAGAGCGCAUAUCCCUAGGUUCACAACUGACGCGGUCUUAUUCUGACAACUCCCGCGCCCGUUACCAGACAAAUCUUGUGAUUAGCUCCUGGGGCGGGUUACUGAAGGAGAGAUUCGAUACCGUGCUCAGUAAGCAUUACCUGAAUUGGAGGAAUGUAACGUUUGAGGACGGGGAUUUUGUAGUGGCGGCGAAGAAGGCUGAGGAGUUCAUGAAAGGGCCUAAUGGUGGGAAGUUGGUCGCGUGUUUUGAGAAGUACGCUCAUUGUACGACUGCUAGCGCUGGUGGCCCGGGACCUGCUGGGGGCGAAGCAUGUGAAGAUCCCAAAGAUGCAGAUACCUCUCCACGACCAGGAGGGAUCGGGGAACCCGACACAGACGACCCUCUCAGGGUCCAGGAUACCUCACCACCCAAAGCCUCGGUGUCCGGCCAACCGGAAGCUCAUCGCUCUUCGCCAUCAGACCCCUCUGCCUCUUCCCAAGGUGAAAUAGUCUACCUGACCUCCGACUCCCCUUACACCCUCGACACACUGUCCCCAUACACGACGUACAUCGUCGGCGGCCUGGUCGACAAGAACCGCCACAAGGGUAUCUGCUACAAGACGGCCACGGCGCGCGGGGUUAAGACAGCGAAAUUGCCCAUCGGCGAGUACCUGGAGAUGACGUCCCGCAAGGUCCUGGCGACGAAUCACGUCGUCGAAAUCCUGCUCCGCUAUAUCGAGGAAGAGGAUUGGGGCAAGGCCUUUUUGAGGGUCAUUCCCAAGAGGAAAGGUGGCAAGCUGAGGGAGGCUGGGGCUUUGGACGGAGAGAAGAACGGGAAGUCCGAGGGGGAAGAUGGCGAGGACGACGACGACGACGAUGACGGUAACGACGCUGCCGACGGUAAUUACGGGGAUGACGUUGGUGGUGAUGAUGUGCUGCCUGGUGAGCCCCAGGGCGAUAUAAAGUUGAAAAGCCCAUAA
Messenger RNA from Cladophialophora bantiana CBS 173.52, 1602 nucleotides. RefSeq lists its product as uncharacterized. The coding region runs from base 1 to 1602 and encodes 533 amino acids. Gene Ontology annotation, biological process: tRNA N1-guanine methylation. NCBI's taxonomy places the organism in Eukaryota, Fungi, Ascomycota, Eurotiomycetes, Chaetothyriales, Herpotrichiellaceae. Gene Ontology annotation, cellular component: nucleus. The transcript has a single exon. Gene Ontology annotation, molecular function: tRNA binding. The record is from RefSeq and is a predicted model, not a curated record.